Molecule: messenger RNA, 972 nt
Organism: Sorex fumeus (smoky shrew)
Lineage: Eukaryota; Metazoa; Chordata; Mammalia; Eulipotyphla; Soricidae
Product: olfactory receptor 5A1-like
Exons: 1
Coding region: 1-972 (323 amino acids)
Biological process (GO): G protein-coupled receptor signaling pathway; sensory perception of smell
Cellular component (GO): membrane
Molecular function (GO): olfactory receptor activity; G protein-coupled receptor activity; odorant binding
Source: RefSeq, a predicted model, not a curated record
AUGGAAUCGGGCACUUCUCUGGAAAUAGAUAGAAAUUACACAUCAUCAGUGGUCAUGUUUGUUUUCCUGGGAAUCACAGAUGAAAAAGAGUUGCAGCUCAUUCUCUUUCCAGUCUUCCUAGGAGUCUAUCUGGUGACCUUAUUCUGGAAUCUGAGUCUUAUUAUACUUAUCAGGAUGGACUCUCACCUGCAUACGCCCAUGUACUUUUUCCUCAGCAUCUUAUCAUCUAUAGAUGUCUGUUAUUCUUCUUCCAUCAGCCCAAGGAUGCUUUCAGAUUUCUUUAAGGAUGAUAAAACAAUUUCCUUUAUUGCAUGUGCUACCCAGUAUUUUGUUGCAUCUUGGAUGGGUCAGACUGAGUGUUGCCUCCUGGCUGCCAUGGCCUAUGACAGGUACGUGGCCAUUGGUAACCCGCUGCAGUACUCAGCCAUCAUGGCACCUGGGCUCUGUCAGAAGAUGGUGGCUGGGGCCCUGGGAACUGGUUUCAUCUGUAGUUUGCUUGAGACAAUUCCUGCCUUUCGUAUGUACUACUGUGGACCAAAUGUCAUUCAACAUUUCUUCUGUAACAUAUCUGAGAUUAUUAUCUUGUCUUGUUCUAGUCCCUUCAUCACCCAAAUGAUUCUGUUUUUGGCCAUUUUGUUUGUUGGCUUUGGUUCUUUCCUUGCUAUUUUGUUAUCCUAUGGUUUCAUCACAGCAUCCAUCCUAAAAAUGUCUUCCAUCAAAGGUAGCCUUAAGGCCUUCAAUACCUGUGCCUCACAUUUGGCAGUUGUAGCACUCUUCUAUGUCCCAGUCUUCUUUGUUUACUUACAUCCUCAUUCUAGACACUCUGAAAAGCAGGACAAGAUGCUGUCAGUUUUCUAUAUUAUCAUUACCCCCAUGCUAAACCCUCUUAUCUAUAGUCUGAGGAACAAGGAGAUCAAAGAAGCACUCAAGAGGAUGUUAAAGAAGGCUCAACAUUUUUUUUCAGUGAGUUAA